CCGAUAUCGCGCGCGCGCAUCGCGCGAAUAUUUAGUCUUCUAAUUUUCGGUGCUCCUUGAAAGAGAUUGAGAGGAAGUCAAGGAACAUGAGCUCAUCACCAUGGGGGGCUCCCCCUCCCGCUAAGGAUCAAAGGCAACCAUUUUUUCCAUCUGGGCAGAGCAGACCCCCCUUUCCACCAUAUAUGAAUCAAGGAGCACCAUCAAAUCAGUGUCAGAACCAAUCUUCAAAUGCCCCAUCUUACACCCACUUCCCACCAGCACCUUCUGCAUCUAUGGCUCCUCCAAAUGCUGGAGUUGGGCAUGGUUUCCACCCCCCACCCCAGCCUCCUCGGUUUCCAUCUGUGCCUCCUCCGCUGCCACAUGGUAAUCAGUUCGGGGGGAGUGGUCAAACACCCCGCAUGACACUACCCCCUCCUCCAUUUCCCGUUCCACCUCAACAGCAGCAACAUCCUGGGAGUGAUGGUGGAUAUCAGCCAGUCAGUAACAUGAUGUUCAAUCCCUCGCUUCCUCAAACUGCUCUUCAGCCUCCAAAUGAAUGGUCAACGAACUCGUCCCUGGCAGGUCAAGGGCAUGGUCAGUGGAACCACAGAAGAAUGGAGAACAACUAUCAGCUCCAGAAUAUGAAUAAUAGUACCCAGAACAAAUUUACACCGUACCCGCAGCAAGCCAGCAGAAGACACAUACAUGGAGACUCCAACUCAGGACAGACCAGGCUCCAACCCUAUCAGUCAUUUAGGAGCAAGCAAGCAGAGGGGAGUCACCAUAAUUCUUUUCCAGGGAAAACUAAAAUGGCACCAGGAGGGGAUGGACUCCGUAUUGCUGACUUGAAGCAGAGUAUGACGACAGAGGUUGACCAGCCAGAGAAAGCAGAGAGUGAAGAUCAGAAGUGGGUCAAUCAGUGGUCAAAAUCCCUCAAAAGAGGAGAUGUGUCCAAAGAAGCAACAAAACCAAUAUUAAAGAUAUCUGAAGCUAGAAUAUUGCUGUUCAAUUUCUUGCAUUUAUUGGAUCAACUGAAAAAGAAGAGAGAAGAGGCAUCAGAUUCCUUGAUGAAGGAAACAGAUGAAAGCAAAUGGUCUUAUCUCUGCAAAGAAAUGGACAAGCAAGCGGAAGACUUGUCAAAGCUAGAGUCAAGAAUAAGCCAACCAGAGUUUAUCGAGGGACUCAAGAGCCAAAUAGAAAAGAAAAGAAGAAAGAGGGAAAGAUACAAGAGGCAUCGUCUAGGAGAAUGGGAGAUGGGAGAAGAGGCACUAAGAAAGCGGAAUGACAAAAUAGACGCUUCAAUGGCUGCAGCGCUCCACGCCAAACAAGAAAAGGAACAAGAAGAGGUACUGCAAAAAGAAGUUGACCAGGUCCUGUCUGAGGUUCAUAAAAAGAAACAGGAUGCCAACAAGACGAUGGAACUAUUCAGAGCUCUCCGUAAACUGAGACAACUCCGAAAAGAGUCUGCUGAGAAAGGAGUAGGGUACAAAGCUCCAAGAGUAUUAGACGAGAGGUUCAACAAGAAGAUGUCUGUCUUGGAAGAAAUGAUGAAUAAACAGAAACUUCUCUACAUUGAAGAAGAGAAAGCACUUCAGGUGAUGUUAGAAGAAGAACACGAGGAGACAAGAGAGAAAGCAAGACAGAAGAAAGAACUGAAGGAACGACAGAAGGCAGAGAGAGCAUGGGAAGAACAAUUAGAGUUACUCUUUGGAAAAACAGAAGAGUUGGAACUGGGACAUCCAUUAUUCAUGUUCCGACAGUUUCACCAGCAGGCUAGUCACGAUCUUCAAUCUCUCACUAAUAUAAGAUGCCAGUGGGAUAUGUUUGUUGUUCCAGAAUCAGAUCGAGCUGGAUCUAGUAUUCCAGUGUCAUGGGUCAUGCCCUCUGACCCCUUGAAUCACAUCUGGGCAACAGCGAUGGUGGAUUCCUCUGGCACCUGACA
Molecule: messenger RNA, 1921 nt
Organism: Strongylocentrotus purpuratus (purple sea urchin)
Lineage: Eukaryota; Metazoa; Echinodermata; Echinoidea; Camarodonta; Strongylocentrotidae
Product: programmed cell death protein 7
Exons: 10
Coding region: 87-1919 (610 amino acids)
Source: RefSeq, a predicted model, not a curated record